UAUCAUUCACUUGCCUACCAGAUGUUCGACAAAAGGUGGCAAUGGCGAACGAGGUGAUUCUUCUCGAUUUCCCGGUCAGCAUGUUCGCGGCGCGGAUCAGAAUAGGCCUGGCCGAAAAGGGUACCGACUACGAGAGGAUAGAAGAGCAUCCGUGGAACAAGGGCCCACUUCUUCUUCAUAUGAAUCCCAUUCACAAGAAAAUCCCAGUUUUCAUUCACAAUGGAAAACCCAUUCCUGAAUCUCUCAUAAUUCUUGAGUACAUCGACGAGGUUUGGAAUGACGACAAAGCUCCAUUGCUGCUUCCUUCUGAUCCUUACCAGAAAGCCCAAGCGAGGUUCUGGGCUGAUUUUAUUGACAAAAAGGUAAAUUCCUUUUGGACGAAGGUAAUUUGGAAAGUGAAAGGAGAAGAGCAUGGGGCAGGGAAGAAGGAACUCUUGGACAGCUUGAAACUGUUGGAAGCAGAGCUUGGAAACAAGCCGUACUUCGGGGGAGACAGCUUCGGGUUUCUGGACAUCGCGCUCGUUGGAUUCUACCCCUGGUUCCGUGUUUUAGAGACAUGCGCCGGCUUCAGCAUCGGCGCAGAGUGCCCCAAGCUCAUCGCGUGGGCCAAGACGUGCCUGCAGAAGGAGAGCGUCUCCAAGUCUCUUGCUGAUGAGAAGGAGAUCGACGAAUACGUUGCGGAAAUGAGGAAGAAGAUCGGAAUUGAAUAA
Molecule: messenger RNA, 710 nt
Organism: Morus notabilis
Lineage: Eukaryota; Viridiplantae; Streptophyta; Magnoliopsida; Rosales; Moraceae
Product: glutathione S-transferase U19
Exons: 2
Coding region: 42-710 (222 amino acids)
Biological process (GO): glutathione metabolic process
Cellular component (GO): cytoplasm
Molecular function (GO): glutathione transferase activity
Source: RefSeq, a predicted model, not a curated record